This is a messenger RNA of Oncorhynchus mykiss (rainbow trout), 4454 nucleotides long. Its product is annotated as progesterone receptor. NCBI's taxonomy places the organism in Eukaryota, Metazoa, Chordata, Actinopteri, Salmoniformes, Salmonidae. The record is from RefSeq and is a predicted model, not a curated record. Gene Ontology annotation, biological process: regulation of DNA-templated transcription. Gene Ontology annotation, molecular function: zinc ion binding; sequence-specific DNA binding; DNA-binding transcription factor activity.
GAUGAAGAACACGGUGUUAUAAACAGACGGUAAUAACACGGUAGAGAAUGCACUUUACCCUACACGAGUCACAACUUGGACACGCGCCAGCCUUUCCCUCCCCGAGGUCACAACGAAUGAGCAAAACGCAGAGGCGUAAGAAGGGAUUUGUUGUUCAUGUACUGUAGUCUCCCGUAGUUCAGCUCGGGGAGGUUAUAGGUGGUGGCCCGACAUAACGACAAAACAGGAGUCUCUGGUUACACGGUUACGUUAAGAUUUAACGUAGUUGCGUCUACUCUCACCACGGGAAAAAAAAUGUAGUUGCUCCUCGUGCUUUAGGCCUACAGUGAAAACCGGAGACCUCGAGAGCACGUCUUUUUUUGGAACUGUCCGCGCCUGGGAAGAAAUCAAAACAACAAUGCAGAGUGGCACCAAUAUAUCAGAUACAGCCAAGGAGUUAUGUGACGCGGUGUCAGUGUCUUUAGGUUUGAGUUCGCAGUUAAACGAGAUAGUGGAUAAUGGACGGAGCGGCCCUGCCUUCUCUGCAGACUGCGGCCCAAAUCAUGGAAACCAUUUUUCAGUCUCGGAGGAGUCAUCUCCAGAGUUUGGAGCGGGCGCAAGUAUGACCUCAGAGUUAACCACCCAGAUGCAGAGGAAAACGACAAUUACAUCAAAUGAUCUCGGGCCAUCGUUCGAAGUACAUCAAGACAUUUGUGGACAAAAUUAUGUCGGUUUUUUACAGACCCUCGAGCGCGAAAGGGACAGCGCAUGGAAGGUGACGAGGCCUAUGCACGAGUUGGAAAUGGCCCGAGGUCUCCGUAAAAACUCGGACAUGUUCGUGAAUCUGGAUAACGCUAUUGCGCUCUCGGUGCCCUCUCAGUUUGACGAGCUGUUACCUUUAAGUUCUCCAUUCCGUAAAGACGCCCCAACCCCGUUAUUUGGUAGGGAAUUUACGGAUCAAUCGACCGUCAAUGGCCUCAUCAAAAGCAGCCUUAACAAAACCGAACGAGGACACGAGGGACCCUGUCCGGUGGCGGGUGGAUCUUGGUUCUGUAAAUAUUUGGACAACGGAAAUUGCAUGUCUUGUGGAGCACGUAAAGCCUGUCCCCCUGGGGUUAACUAUCAGGACUAUGACCCUGGGAUGCCACAAGAGGGUCAUGUCCAGGAGCAAAGUUACCAAAGUGUGAUGCAUGAAAGCGGUUUUCAACAAGUGUAUCACUCCGCUAUCAAGAAGGAGAGUUCUGGAUGGAUGAGUGCUGACUCCAGACUGAGAUGUGAGGAUAUGUUGCCAGUCUACUUCUCAGACCGGAGGGUGUGUAAGGUAUGUGGAGACGAGGCGUCAGGCUGUCACUAUGGAGCUGUUACCUGUGGGAGCUGUAAGGUGUUCUUCAAGAGGGCUGCAGAGGGUAAGCAGAAUCACCUGUGUGCCAGCCGUAACGACUGCACCAUCGACAAGUUGAGGAGGAAGAACUGUCCUUCCUGUCGUCUCAGCAGAUGCUUCCGGUCUGGAAUGAGCCUCAAAGGCCGGAAGCUGAGGGGAGCUGGCCCGCUGAAAGGAGGAGUGGAGGGGGGAACACAGGCACCUGGCAAAGAGAGGACUGGAGAGAGGGGAGGAGAGAGGACUGGAGAGAGGGGAGGAGAGAGGCCUGGAGAGAGGACUGGGGGAUUACAGUUGUCCACCAUUUCCCCACAGGCUAAAUGCUGUGCUGCGUGGCAGGCUCCCGCUCUUGGCCCCUCCCCCAGUCUACGCCCCUCCCUCCUCAACAUUCUGAGUUCCAUUGAGCCAGGAAUGGUCAACGCAGGCCAUGACACCUCCCAGCCAGACUGUUUCGCCUCUCUACUGUCCAGCCUCAACGAGCUGGGAGAGAGACAACUGGUGUCUGUGGUGAACUGGGCUAAAGCCAUGCCAGGUUUCAGACAGCUGCAUGUAGAAGACCAGAUGUCAGUGAUCCAGUCUUCAUGGCUGGGGUUGAUGGUGUUCGCUCUGGGCUGGAGGUCUUACACUAACACAGAUGCUAGAGAGCUCUACUUCGCUCCUGACCUCAUCUUUAACGAUCAGAGGAUGCGUGUGUCCAGUAUGUACGAACACUGUGUCCAGUUCCGUCUGCUGUCCCAGAGGUUCUGUAUGCUCAGAGUCACCCAGGAAGAGUUCCUCUGUAUGAAGGCUCUGCUCCUCUUCAGCAUCAUCCCUGUGGAGGGUCUGAGGAAUCAGAAGUGUUUUGACGAGCUGAGGAUCUCUUACAUCAAGGAGCUGGUUUGUCUGGCCAGCCAACAUGGAGAAAAACACCAUACACAACGCCUGUUCCAGCUAACACAGCUACUGGACUUCCUACACCCGAUUGUGAGGAAGCUGCACCAGUUCACCUAUGAUCUGUUUAUCCAGGCCCAGUCUCUGCCCACCAGAGUCAGCUAUCCAGAGAUGAUCUCUGAGAUCGUCAGCGUUCACGUGCCCAAGAUACUCACAGGCAUAGUUCAGCCAAUCCUCUUUCACAAUGCACCUUGCUAGAGGGUCAUCCCAUCGCAAUGCACCUUGCUAGAGGGUCAUCCUAUCACAAUGCACCUUGUUAGAGGGUCAUCCUAUCACAAAACACCCUGCAAGUGGUUCAACUUAUCACAAAACUUCCUGCUAGAGGUUCAACCCAGGGCAGGCCCUAGGCUCAAGGUACUUUUUUUUGGGGGGGGGACUCAGUAAUGUUGAGAGUUAAAGUAAAAUACACAAGGUGACAUUUUUAAAUGUGUUAGUGAAUCAGCAGUUUUUGUUAGUGCUUCAGCAGUGUCAGCCUCUGAAUUAGCCCCUGUCAGCAAACAUUUAUUUAGAUUGGUAAGUUAGCCAGCUGUCUACGCCUUAUAGUAAUCAUGGCCAACUAAUGACCAGGCACGCAUGUACCCUGACCUCCAGGGGACCUCAAUUGAUGUUGUCAGUCACUCUCACUCAGAUAUCAUAAGUCAUGGCAAAAUGUGUAGAAUUGUAGGAAAUGUGCUUUAAAACUUGAUCAUUUCUCUCCACCCCCUGGCAGUAUUUGUAGAAUUGUAGGAAAUUUACUUUAAAACUUGAUAAUUUCUCUCCACCCCUGGCAGUAUUUGUAGAAUUGUUGGAAAUUUGCUUUAAAUCUGCAAGAUCUUCUGGCUGCCCCAUUUGAAGAAAAAUGUGUAGAAUUUGAUAAAAUGUGAUUUAAAACCACAACAUUUUCUCUACACCCUAUAGCUAAAUGCGAAUGUGAAUUUCAGGAAAUGUACUUUAAAACUUAAAUUUGCUUUAUCUGUGCCGUCAAGAGGGGGCCCACUAAAAUGUUUUACCCGCAUGGUGUGGGGCCCCAAAACGCUAGGGCCAGCCCUGGUUCAAUAUAUCACAAAAACCUUACUAGAGGACCAACCAUUGUCUGUACAUGAAUGGGCAAAGCCGUCGAUGAUGUCACACCAUUAAUUCCUAUGUGAAGACUCAAUGUCGCAUUUGAAGGUUAGGAAGUCGGUUUUAGCUUGCUAAAGUGCCGUCUCAUGGGGAUUUGUUGCAGGCUAGGUCAGUGCUGCCUGCAACCGAAGGCCGACCAGGGUACUGCAGGCUACCAUGGCAACUCAAUUAUCCUUAUAACUUCUUUGUAUAAUUGUCUUUUUUUUAAAUAAUCAGUUCAAGGACAUACAUCUGUUCUAAUAUAAGCAAUUAUUGGUAACAUGGUUGUGUUUGAAUGCUUUUUUUUUUCUCUCUCUCUAAUAUUGACAACAAAGAUUGCCAUUUUCCCAUUCACUAUAAUGGGAGAUCCUGCUUUCUGGAAACAACAGCCUUCAGUACCGCAGUCGGCCUUGAACUUCAUGGCUUCAAUGAGAGGGGUCCGUUGGUCCCCCCAGGGUUGAUUACGUUACAACCCCUGAUCUCAAGCUAGGGUUUGAUCCUGAAUGUACAUUUCAGACUGUUGGUUCUCUCUCUUUUCAGUUAACUGUUAUAUACUCUUUUAUAGUUUCAGUAAAUGUAGUAGUAUUUUUAACACUGUCAAAAUAAGUCAUAAUUCUUCUGAAUAACACAUCAUUCAUACUCUACAGACAUUCAUAUAUAACACAAUAUCUGUAAAUAUCAAAUGCAUUAUACGUUGCAUAUUCUAUCAAAACAAAUCAUACUUCUUUAAAAUUCUAACAAAUGAAACAAUCUAUAUUCCACAUCACUGGGUCUUUAUUUGGCAUCAUGUGAUCUGUAUCUUAAGUAUUCUAUAAGUGACAGGGAAACACAUACAGGUUGUAUCCAAAAUGACAUCCAAACCCUUUUAGUGCACUACAUUUGAGUAGGACCCAUAGGGCUCUGGUCAAAACUAGUGCACUAUAUAGGGAAUAGGGUGCCAAUUUCUGACUCAAUUUUCCAUAAAAAAAGCUUAUAUUUCUCCUUCAGGUAAGGUGUUACCAUCUAUUGGAGUAUUGAGCUUCAUCAAUACUUUAUCCUGUCUGAGUUCAUGUGUCUACUUACCAAAUAAAUACCGUACCUCACUGUU